Molecule: messenger RNA, 2146 nt
Organism: Nannospalax galili (Upper Galilee mountains blind mole rat)
Lineage: Eukaryota; Metazoa; Chordata; Mammalia; Rodentia; Spalacidae
Gene: Rcn1
Product: reticulocalbin 1
Exons: 6
Coding region: 169-1152 (327 amino acids)
Cellular component (GO): endoplasmic reticulum
Molecular function (GO): calcium ion binding
Source: RefSeq, a predicted model, not a curated record
GGCUCGGCUGCCCCGGCCUCCCCCAGCGGCGCGGCCGUGGCCAAUGGGCGGGUGAGUAGGGCGGCCGGAGCCUCCCCGAGCCAGGCGCGCCCCCCUCGGCGGGGAGGGGACAGCGGCGCCGCGAGCCCCCAUCGCCCGGCCGCUCGGUGCCUCCCUCUGCUCCGGACCAUGGCGCACGGUGGCCGCGGCCGCCUGGGGCUCGCCCUGGGGCUGCUGCUGGCGCUGGUGCUGGCGCUGCGGGCCAAGCCCACCGUGCGUAAGGAGCGCGUGGUGCGGCCCGACUCGGAACUGGGCGAGCGGCCGCCCGAGGACAACCAGAGCUUCCAGUACGACCACGAGGCCUUCCUGGGCAAGGAGGACUCCAAGACCUUCGAUCAGCUCACCCCGGACGAGAGCAAGGAGAGGCUGGGAAAGAUUGUUGAUCGAAUUGACAAUGAUGGAGAUGGCUUUGUCAGCACUGAGGAGCUGAAAGUUUGGAUCAAAAGGGUACAGAAAAGAUACAUCUAUGAUAAUGUCGCCAAAGUCUGGAAGGAUUACGAUAGAGACAAAGACGACAAGAUUUCCUGGGAAGAAUACAAGCAGGCCACCUAUGGCUACUACCUAGGAAACCCCGCAGAGUUCCAAGAUAGUUCUGAUCAUCACACCUUUAAGAAGAUGCUGCCACGUGAUGAGAGAAGGUUCAAGGCUGCAGACAUAGAUGGAGACCUGACAGCCACUCGGGAGGAAUUCACUGCCUUUCUGCACCCAGAGGAGUUUGAACAUAUGAAGGAGAUUGUGGUUUUGGAAACACUGGAGGACAUUGACAAGAAUGGGGACGGGUUUGUGGACCAGGACGAGUACAUUGCCGAUAUGUUUUCCCACGAGGACAAUGGCCCUGAGCCAGAUUGGGUUUUGUCAGAACGGGAGCAGUUCAAUGAUUUCCGGGAUCUGAACAAAGAUGGGAAGCUAGACCAGGAUGAGAUUCGCCACUGGAUCCUCCCUCAGGAUUAUGACCAUGCGCAGGCCGAGGCCCGGCACUUGGUAUACGAGUCAGACAAAAACAAGGAUGAAAAACUAACUAAGGAGGAAAUAUUGGACAACUGGAACAUGUUUGUUGGAAGUCAAGCUACCAAUUACGGGGAAGAUCUUACAAAAAAUCACGAUGAGCUUUGAUAUACACUUAGCCUAAUGUGGUGACUGUCUGUCUUGGGUGGUUGCUGCAGUAAUCAAGUUUAUAGCAGUUGUGUUCCCCCAAAACAAGAUUAUACCUCAGAUUGGGGUAAAAGAAAUAUUUUUCACUCUGUAUUUACUGGAAAAUGGCCACUGCUAUUUUUUUCAGUAAGAUUUCUCUUGAAGCACAUUAAAAUCUUGGCAAAUUGCAAUUCUCUCUCUGGGGACACAUUGCUAUAAACUGACUCAGUUUUCUAGGGGUUUCCCCACUAAGUUUAAAGGAAUGGGAAAGAAAACUUGAAAGAGUUCUGUUCCUCAAGUUUGGUGGGUUGGGGGACAUUGUACAGAGUAACUGCUGUGUAUUUGCGCUGUCAGGUUUUUUUUGAAUAGUUGCCACUGUUAAACAGUUGGAGAAGGAAAAUUCUGAUGAAGUGAAUAUGGCGUGGUUUUAGAUAGGCUUAUUUUGGAGCAAGCAUAAGAUUUCCAAUUCUUUCUUUAUACUUUGAGCUGUUACUGUACGUGGUAUAUAAACUGUGCAUUUUUAUGUAUGGACCUGCUAAUGUGCACAAUAAACCCACAUCUUGGUUUUUUGUUUUUGUAAUAAGAAACAAUCAAGAAAGAUAAUGUGAACCAGAAAGCAGUUUUAGAGGCAGAGAAGAGACAAACAUCAGGUAUUUGAAAAACUGUAGGACCUGAAAUAUACUUGAGGAAUUUUUUGUCUGACUUUUGAAAUAGUGAAUAGAAAUACAGGCCUCUCUUCUGUGAUCCUGCACGGGAGCCAGACUGGGGAUUCAAGGGAAUCCAAACUUCGAUUCCCUGUCUGCUGAGUCCUGGACCGUUGGGCCUGCCCCUAGCGUGGCUUACACCAUGGAGUCAGGACAGGUGGUGUUCCAAGCCAUCGGCUGAACUAGCAGGAGCAACAGUUACAGGCUGAAAUUCCACCUUGUAAGUAGGAAGCAAAUGAAAUAAAAGAUACCCUUGAGGUUUUUCCAAUGUG